AUGACAGCCACAGCAGAUAGUAUCGAUUUGGAUCGAAUGAAUAUAGAUACCAAAGAAUCAAAUAUUUUACAUAAUAAUAACGAACCGUCUCAUACAACAAAUAUUAAUAAUGAUCAUAUUACUCAGAAUCACGAUGUACCAGAAGAAGACAGAAUGCAUAUAGAUCGUUCGUUAUCAAAUUUAAAUCAGCAUAGUCAACAACAAAAAGUACAGCCUCAAUCAUCAAAUGUACCUGAACUCAAUGGUCAGAAUAAAGAUCAUCAUCAGCAAAGUCAAACCGAAACCCAACAACACAUACAACAAUCCCAACAACAACAGCAGCAGCAGCAGCAACAACAACAGCAACAACAACAACAACAACAACAACAACAACAACAACAACAACAACAACAACAACACCAAUCACACCAACCACAACCACAAACACAACAACAACAGAUACAGCAGCAACCUCCCCCACCUCCUCCUGAAGCAUCCACGGUUCCAGUAGAUAUAAAAUGGGUUCAAGGUGGUGAAAAAGUAUAUGUAACAGGAUCUUUCACAAAUUGGAGAAAAAUGAUUGGGUUAGUAAAACAACCUGAUGGGAAUUAUCAAAUAACAUUAGGUUUACCAGUUGGAACUCAUAGAUUCAGAUUUGUUGUUGAUAAUGAAUUAAGAUUUUCUGAUUUUUUACCUACUGCAACUGAUCAAAUGGGGAAUUUUGUAAAUUAUAUUGAAAUUACUCCAGAAAGUGUUCAACAUCAAUUAGAUGAACAAAAUAAAUUACUCCAAUCAAAAGAAGAACAAAUCAAUAAUCAACAACAACCAUCACAAGAAUCACAAAAAACAGAUGAACCUACUACAUCUGGAAUCAGUCAUAUUAAAAGUGGAUUAAUAAGUCGUAGAUCAUCAACAUCAUCACAUAGAUCAAGAACAGAUUCAAUGUGGAGAUUAACAAAUGAUGAUGAUGAUAUGGGUAAUGGAUAUUCAAGAUAUCAUGAUAAUGAAGAAAAUGAUGGAUUAUAUCCAAAUUAUGAAUAUAUAACAGAUAUUCCACCAAUUUUUACUGAUCCAAAAGUAAUGGAACAAUAUUAUGUUGCAAUAGAUAAACAAUCAAGAUCAAAUAAUGGUCAACAACAAGCUUGGUUACAUCCACCUCAAUUACCUCCUCAUUUAGAAAGUGUUAUAUUAAAUAAUUUUAAUAAUAGUAAUGAUAAUAAUUCAGGUGCUAUUCCAAUACCAAAUCAUGUUGUUUUAAAUCAUUUAGCUACUACUUCAAUAAAACAUAAUACUUUAGCUGUUGCUUCAAUUGUUAGAUAUAAAAGUAAAUAUGUAACUCAAGUUUUAUAUGCUCCGUUAUAA
This is a messenger RNA of Lodderomyces pseudojiufengensis, 1341 nucleotides long. RefSeq names its product protein kinase subunit beta. NCBI's taxonomy places the organism in Eukaryota, Fungi, Ascomycota, Pichiomycetes, Serinales, Debaryomycetaceae. Gene Ontology annotation, biological process: signal transduction. The coding region runs from base 1 to 1341 and encodes 446 amino acids. The transcript has a single exon. Gene Ontology annotation, molecular function: protein kinase binding. The record is from RefSeq and is a predicted model, not a curated record. Gene Ontology annotation, cellular component: nucleus; nucleotide-activated protein kinase complex; cytoplasm.